UUUGCAAAAAUAUCAGACAAAACAGUAAUAUUAGACAAACAAAUAAAGUAGCAAAUAAUGGGCUCGAGGGUUUCGGCUUCCUUCUUCAUUUUCUUGAUCGCCACGGUCAUCACAUUGCCACCAACGAUCCAAGCUUGCACUCCUUGCACUCACCCUCACCCUCCUGUCCCGAAGCCUCCACAUCAAGGUGGUGGUGGUGGUGGCGGCGGCGGUGGUGGAGGCGGUGGCGGUGGCGGUGGAAAACCGCCACAUCACGGUGGAAAAGGUGGUGGGCCGCCGCAUCAUGGUGGUGGUGGUGGUGGGCCACCGCAUCAUGGUGGAGGGACAUCACCGCCGUUUGUUAGACCUCCUCCGGUGGUUUAUCCACCACCAGUGGUGAGGCCACCGCCUAUCUCAAGACCUCCUCCGGUCGUCUAUCCACCACCAAUGGUAAGACCUCCUCCGGUCACAACUCCUCCAGGAAUUCUCCCUCCGAUCAUUAACCCACCUCCGGUCACAACUCCUCCAGGAAUUCUCCCUCCAAUCACAACACCUCCAGGACUUCUCCCUCCGAUCAUUAACCCACCUCCGAUCACAACUCCACCACCAUCCUCUGGUUAUCCACCGUAUCAUGGUGGUCCACCUUCCGGAGGAGGAAGUGCUCAACCAACGUGUCCGAUCAACGCAUUGAAGCUUGGAGCUUGUGUUGACGUUUUGGGAGGUUUGAUUCAUAUUGGACUUGGAAAUCCAGUGGAGAAUGUGUGUUGUCCAGUGUUACAAGGGUUACUUGAGUUAGAAGCAGCCGUUUGUCUUUGCACAACCAUAAGACUUAAGCUUCUCAACUUAAACAUCUUCAUUCCUCUUGCACUUCAAGCUCUCAUCACUUGUGGAAUCAAUCCUCCUCCUGGUUUUAUCUGCCCUCCUCUCACUUGAUAACAAACAACGUACGAUAUAUCAAGGGUUUCGAGGCUUUUGAAUAAUCUAAAUAUUUAUAUUUGUGUUCCUUUUGUUGAAGAUCAGUUUUUUUUAUUGUCUAGGGUUUUAACAAGUGCUGUUUUUAAUUUGUUGUCCGUUGUCGUUGUUGUGAUGAUUCAGCUAGGGUUUUUGCGUGGGUCUUCUUUGAGUUGUUUGCUGUAAUCUUUCAUUUUGUUUUGCAUCUAUUUGAAUCUUUAAUCUUAUUAAGAAAACCUUGCGAGACUUA
Molecule: messenger RNA, 1180 nt
Organism: Brassica oleracea var. oleracea
Lineage: Eukaryota; Viridiplantae; Streptophyta; Magnoliopsida; Brassicales; Brassicaceae
Product: 36.4 kDa proline-rich protein
Exons: 1
Coding region: 58-912 (284 amino acids)
Source: RefSeq, a predicted model, not a curated record